Messenger RNA from Ricinus communis (castor bean), 966 nucleotides. Its product is annotated as BI1-like protein. Lineage: Eukaryota; Viridiplantae; Streptophyta; Magnoliopsida; Malpighiales; Euphorbiaceae. The transcript has 4 exons. The record is from RefSeq and is a predicted model, not a curated record. Gene Ontology annotation, cellular component: membrane. The coding region runs from base 84 to 824 and encodes 246 amino acids.
UAUAAACAAAGUCAUUCUAUAUUUUCUAGAUUUUUCAUUUAUCUCUCUCUUGCAGAAAACAAUAUUAGAAAGAGAAAAGAGAGAUGUACGGAUUUACGAGUUUGAGCAGUAAGGAGAAGGAGGUUGAUCUAGAGGCAGGAAAUGGAGAGACUUUGUAUCCAGGUUUGGGUGUUGGAGAGAAUCAGUUACGUUGGGGUUUGAUCCGUAAGGUUUAUGGGAUUCUUUCUGCUCAGCUUCUGCUUACGACAAUCGUUUCUGCUGCUACGGUUCUUUAUACUCCUUUUAAUACCCUUCUCGGAGAUAGUCCCGGCCUCCUUUUGCUCCUCUGCAUCGUGCCUUUUGUUUUGCUGUGGCCCUUGCAUGUGUAUCACCAGAAGCACCCUGUCAACUUGAUUGUUCUUGGUCUCUUCACUGUGUCGCUAAGUCUAUUAGUUGGAGUAAGCUGUGCUCAAACCGAUGGGAAAAUUGUGCUCGAAGCACUAAUUCUAACCUCAGCUGUGGUCUGCUCUCUAACUGCCUACACUUUCUGGGCUGCUAAGAAGGGUCAAGACUUCAGUUUCCUGGGACCAAUUUUGUUCACUAGCCUUAUCAUUCUCAUUCUAACCAGUUUUAUCCAGAUGUUCUUCCCUCUUGGCUCUACAUCUACUGCUAUCUAUGGUGGACUUAGUGCUCUGGUUUUCAGUGGGUACAUUAUCUACGACACUGACAACUUGAUCAAGCGCUUCACAUAUGAUGAGUAUAUAUUGGCCUCUGCAGCUCUCUACCUGGACAUCCUCAAUCUGUUCCUUUCCAUUUUAAGGGUUCUGAGUCAAAGAAACAAUUAGUUUGUACAGGAUACUGUCAAGUCUGCAUUAGCAUGCAAACUACUUCUUCAUAAACACUGAUUCCAGUUAAGAUUGUGGAUAUUGGUAUACGUUUCAGAUGAAUUCUUCUAUGUUAUACCAGUGCCGAGAGUGCUGUUUAUUA